Messenger RNA from Ciona intestinalis (vase tunicate), 2346 nucleotides. NCBI's taxonomy places the organism in Eukaryota, Metazoa, Chordata, Ascidiacea, Phlebobranchia, Cionidae. The record is from RefSeq and is a predicted model, not a curated record.
AUGCUAAACUGAAGUUCUUUUCUUCGACCUGGUCGUUUAUAGGAUAUAGCCCACAUUACUGUUUAGUAUAUACAUAUAAUAUAGCAAAGCGUGAUGAAGUUGAAGCUGUUUUGUUUGCUGCUGGUUGCAUGGGGUGGCAAAACUGUUCUAGUUAUGGAAAAACCUGAAACAGAACAAUUGCCAUCAAUAAAGUUGAAAGUGACAGACAAAGGGUUAAAUUUUAUAAAAGAUGCCGGCUUGGCAUUAGCAAUGAAGCAGGUCAAGGAUAUUAAAUUGCCGGAUCUAUCUGGUAAAGCUAGUACGCCAAUUGGGAAAGUCAAAUACUCGCUUUCUGGAUUGAAAAUCAACAGUUUUACUUUGGGAACAAGUAAAAUCACUACUGAAGCGCCGAGAACUAUUCGCCUUAUCCUACAAAAUGCAUUCCUACAGUUAAACGGCAAUUGGAGAUACAAAUAUCUUUUUAUAAGCGAUCACGGGUCAUUUGAUGCAAAAGCGAAUGGUAUCUCAGUUAACCUGGCAAUCAGUGUGGGCAUGGACGGGUUGGGCAAACCAUCGGUUAAAACUGGCAGCUGCAGUUCAAACAUUGGUAGCAUUUCUUUAAAAGUACAUGGAGGAGCAUCCUGGCUUUAUAAUCUGAUUCUCAAGGCUAUGAAUGGCAAUAUUAAACAUAGUGUCCAGAAACAAAUUUGUCCCGCCAUUACAAAAGCGAUAAACAACCAAGCUGAGAAAGCUUUGUCCAAACUAAACGUUAAAAUUCCGUUUUUGAGGAACCUUGUCGUUGAUGCGUCACUAACUCAUGCACCGUUGGUAACUUCUCAGUCUAUCCAGCUCCUCGCUCAAGGUCGUUGCUUCCCAAAAAGUAACCCGAACAUAAAAUUCCCAUUCUUGCCCACCGUGAUAUCGGUUCCGCCAGGCACAGAUCAGAUGACUGACGUAGUGAUAGGCGAAUUCCUGUUCGAAACUUUGGGAUACUCACUAUGGAGUGAAAAUGCGCUCGAUAUAUGGAUCACAAACGAUAUGCUUCCUAAAAAGUAUCAAAACGUGACAGCAGAUAUGUUUGCGGCCUUCAUUGCUGGUUUCUCUAAAUUCAAAGGAAGGCCACUCCAGUUUCGAUUAAAUGUUACAAAACCACCUAAGUUCGACAUUGGUCCUGGAGUGAUUAAAGUCACAGUAGAACUGGACUUUCUAACGUACGUUUUAUUGAAGAACAAAACAAAACUAUUGGCGAUGAACCUACACGCGGCUACCAAAGCGUCUGGGAACUUGGCAGUAAGCAGUGAAAAGUUUACAGCUUCCGUGUCGAGCAUGUCUGCAACUGUUUCGGCCAAAAGUUCAGUAGUAGGAAAACUCCCGGUCACUCUUUUGAACUUUUUGCUUCCUGGAGCUCUACGCUCUUAUGUCAUUCCUGCCGUCAACAAGAUAUUGCAGAAAGGUUACCCGCUACCUACCAUUACAGGGGUCUCAUAUGUGACUCCAAAGUUACAGCUCGUUCAGGGGGCCUUGGUCGGAAACUGCGACUGGAAAAUUGCAACCUAAAUUAGCACAAUCAUGGGGAGUAUGAUACCAACAUACUACAACUUAAAAGUUGUGUUAAUUUUAGCCGUUGAUUUUUUAAAAAUGCAUUUUAAUGAAAGGCUGUUACAUUUUUGAUUGGAACCAAAUCAAUAUAUAGUAGGGUGGGGAAAGAUGGAACACCUUUUCGUUUAGUUUUCUCUUUUCAUUUGGUAGUAACCAAAGAACAUUCAAUGAAUUAUAAAACCGUAUCUUCACGACUUCCACAGACCGUUGUUAAUUGUUUAAAACACGAUCAGGAUAUUUGGAUAUAAGGUGUUAAAGGUGUCCCAUCUUCUCCAACUCUACUAUAUUUUAUAAACGUUUAAAAAUGUUUUUAGAUUUUGAAUUGUUUAAUUACUUAUUGAUCAAAUAUUUUUCAAUGGGAGUUUUAAGCACCAAACCAUGGAUAGCAUUUGAUGCAACUUUUUAAGUUGACCCUGAUCAUAUAAAUUUUAGUGACCAACACGGCUGACGGCAUAAUUAACAAGUAAUUUACACCAUUAACAUAAAACGAAUUUUUCCAUACACGCAUUUUUAUACAAUAUUUGGUAUUUAUACGUGCACAUUCAUUAAUACUUAGCUCUCUCUAAGUCGAAUACGAAAUACUAGCAUCAUUACACUUAUUUUUAUUUUUAUGUUAUUUUCAAAACUCGUUCGAUGCCCGGUAAAGAAAACAUUUCUGUUCCGCCAUUUUCGCUCUUAACUUCGUAUGUAUAGUAGGAAAACGAUCUUCGAAUUAUGUCUUUUACUUUUUCGCUUUGAAUCAUUUCAUCAAUUAAUCCGUUUAGUUUA